Messenger RNA from Megalops cyprinoides (Indo-Pacific tarpon), 750 nucleotides. It is a transcript of the gene krtcap2, whose product is annotated as keratinocyte associated protein 2. The coding region runs from base 106 to 516 and encodes 136 amino acids. The transcript is spliced from 5 exons. Lineage: Eukaryota; Metazoa; Chordata; Actinopteri; Elopiformes; Megalopidae. The record is from RefSeq and is a predicted model, not a curated record.
UGUUAAGACAGCAGCUAACCUAGUUAGGAGGCGUGGAGAACGGAGUAGCUGCCCACCAAAUCCUUAAGGAAAGAACGUUAGCUAAAAAACAUUUUCCCCAAAAAGAUGGCUGUGAACACGGGCACGUCCCUCGUCCUCUCCAGCCUGUUGUCAGUGCUGGUGUUCGCGGGCAUGCAGAUGUUCAGUCGACAACUGGGUUCCUCAGAGUGGUUGACCAUCCUGGGAGGGUUCCUGGGCUCUGUCCUCUUUAUCUGCUCCCUGACUGCCUUCAACAAUCUGGAGAACCUAAUUUUUGGAAAGGGGUUUCAGGCCAAGAUUUUCCCAGAAAUUCUGCUGUGCCUGUGCAUCUCUCUCUUUGCCUCUGGGCUAGUGCAUCGUGUAUGCGUCACAACCUGUUUGAUAUUCUCUCUCUUCGCACUAUACUACAUAAAUAAAGUGUCAGCAGCUCUCUAUCAAGCUGCUGUUCCUGCAGCAACUCCAGCCAAAACUGCCAGCAAGGGGAAGAGGAAGAACUGAACCAAUGACACGAUCAACCAGCCAGUUGCUUUCCACAGUCAUCAUCCUGAUCCAAUGGAAGCGGCCAGCCAGUUAGAGCACUCACGAUGGCGUUGUGUUUUGAUAAUUCUUUAAAUUUAUUUUUACAUUCCAGAAACCCCCUCUCUUUAUCCUCUCCCUGUGUUCUCUGCCCCCCGGUAUCCUGUACAUCAACUUCCUCCAAAUCACAGCGCUUACUGUGUUUAAUUCAUGCUU